AUGAAGUUCGGAAAGCAGAUUCAGUUCCAACAGAUCACGGAAUGGCAGAACCACUACAUGAGCUACAAGGGUCUCAAGAAGAUUAUCAACUCACUUAUUCAGGAAAAGGCCCAGAUCUCCGUCACCAUCGCCGCCUCGCCACCUCCAGGAUCAUCCCCCAUCGUUCCAGAGGAUGAAUACUCCAAGUUCUUGCAGUCUCAAAAGGCCGCUUUCUUCUUCAAACUGGAACGUGAACUGGAAAAGGUCAAUACGUUCUACUUGCAGAAGGAAUCAGAGCUCAAAGUCCGGCUGCGGUCUUUGAUUGACAAGGAAAAGGUCAUUCUCUCACGCCAAGGGCGACCAGGGACCAGCUCUUCUAUCAAUUCGCUCAAGGAGGCCUUCCGUCAAUUCGAACAGGAUCUUAACAAACUCCAGAAAUUCGUCGAGACAAACGGCACUGGAUUCCGAAAGAUCUUGAAAAAGUGGGACAAGCGGUCGAAAUCCAGCACCAAGGAGCUCUAUCUGUCUCGCCAGGUCGAACUCCAGCCUUGCUUCAACCAGGAUGCCAUGGUCGAAUUGGCCGACAACGCCGCCUACCAUCUCCUCGGACUUGAAAACAUUCAACAGGGCAACAACCGGUCUUCCUCCGCACCUUCUAGCCCUAUCACUACCAAAUCGUCUCCAGCAACUGGCAUCAGGAUCAUCUCGUCCCCAGUCCAACAGCAGAUGGACGAGCUCGAGACCGACCUUUUCAAUGCCCUGACCACCAACCAAUCAUCUUUGGUUCAGGAGAUUCUGGAUAGGCGUCUGGCGACUCCCUCGGCUCUUCAAAAUAGCUCUGUCUCGGCCGAGUCCUCACUCAACAAUUCCGCCAACACUACCACGACCAACACUAGUAACGCCAACAACAAUAGCAACCAGAUCGGUUUGGAGAAUGCUCGCGAGGUUGUCUCACGGGUGUUCUGGAGAUGCUGCUCCGAGACGACGACCUCAGAUGCUGUCAUUCAGCAACUCGUCAAGACCAGACUCAUCAACUUCAAGUUCGUGGACGACAUCAGCGACAGGACAUGUCUUCAUGAGGCGGCCAUGGUUGGGAGACUCUCGUUGCUGAAGUUGGGCGUUGAGAAUGGCGUUAGUCCCGAGUGCACUGAUGUCUAUGGAAGGAGACCCCUGCACUACGUUUCGAUGUACGGUCAUGCCGACUGUGCCACCUACCUGCUGUCAAUGAAGGCGUCCAUGGAGGCUACGGACCACGACGGAUUCCGGCCGCUUAUUUACUCGAUUAUGAAUGGCCAUACCAAGUGCGUCGAGAUCUUUUUGGCAAAUAAUGUCGAGAUUGAAGCUAGCCAGGAGGGCGAUCCCAUCCCUCUCAGUCUCGCUUGUCACUAUGGGCACGAGGAUAUCGCCAUGAUGCUGAUCGGACGUGGAGCCAACGUUAUUGCCUGCAACGCCGAUGGACUGGAACCCCUGCACAUCACCUGCAGAGAGGGUCAUACUCGACUGGCAAAGACAUUGACGACUCGUGGCGCUCGUUUGGACCAGGAGGACAAGUACAUGUGCUGGACUCCAUUGUUCUAUGCCGCCAGUGAGGGACACGUCGAAUGCGUCAAGAUUUUGCUGGAGGCUGGAUGCAAUGUCAAUGUGGUGGACGAGCUCGGAAAGACGCCCAUUUACUAUGCUGCCAGUGAAGGACAUGCCGACUGCGUCGAGUUGUUGGUUGAGGCCGGCGGAAAGAUCGAGGGCAAGGCGUCGGCAAGCGAGGAUACCUCAAUGGACAUACUAGCCCCAUUGACGGGCACCAGCGCGAUCGCCUCGUCAACUAUCUCGAUUGCCGACUCUGCUCUCCCAGCAUCAGGAGUCUUGUCCAGCCCUCCCAGCAUGGAUGACCUCGACAUGGACUUCAUUCCUUCCCUUUCUCUGCCCCCACCCAUCAUCCCCUUCCGGAUCUAUGGACACAAUUACCUCGACAAAAAGUACCAAAUCAACUUGACUCUUGGUCAUCCCAACUACCGUGAGCACGGCAGCCAGGAAAAGUCGAGCUCUCGCCACGGCCCUGUGCAUUUGUAUGGCACAGCUCAGAUCUCAUCUCUGAAGCUCAUCAUCUCCUCGCGACCUGACAACGGCAUGAUUCCCCACAACGUCAUCCUCCCCUUGGGUGACGACAGAGAGGUCUUUGGGUUCCAAGUGGACUCGCUCGAGCACUUCACAGUUGAGUUUGAUAUUUUCCCCACUUUUGGAUCCAAGGCCAUUGGUCGAGCAGUUGCACUCCCAAGCACGUUCUCGUCUUUGGAGUCCUCCAUGGGCAAUGGAGUCUUGCCCCUAUUCGAUGCCCAUUUGAAGGUGGUUGGUGAGCUCGCGUUUGAGUAUUCGGUUGUCAGGCCAUUCCAGGGCGUGCGACUUGAGGUUGGAGGUCGCGUUGAGACAUACUGGAAAUCGACCAACAGCAUUGACUCGACCAUCUCGGCUGCAACAACUCCUCUUGUGGGAACGCCUUCGGUCAUGCCUGUCAGCACUUCGACCUCGGGAAGCGCAUUACCUCAUUCGACAUCGCAGUCGUUGCUGGUCGGCAACAUGAUCCCUUCGUUUAUCACGGCUUCUUCAUUGUCUGGCGAGUACAUUCAGCUUUCUGUUCAGUUGACGCGGGAUUUCGUGCCAGUCGUGUUUGCAAACUGGCACUUGCCGGUUGAGGGUUUUGACCUUGCUCUUUCGGACGUGACUUUUAGUCAGUUCAAGAAGUUUGGCGAGCUUGUCCAUCAGAAGGCGGCAGGAGAUGAUCUAGAUAACAUCAGCUCAUGCAAUACCAGCAGCUGGCGCAGUGGCGAAUGGAGACGCAAGGUGUAUGAGCGAUGGAUGAGCCUGGAGCAAGUCCUGAAGAUUCUUCCCAAGCACAUCGGAGUGAACCUGGAGCUGAAGUAUCCAACAUUGUCGGAGAGGGCGCACUAUCGUCUGACGAACAGCGCAGAGGUGAACAAGUUUGUGGACACUAUUCUGCAGACUGUUUACGACUCUUCUUCGGCCACCCACCACCGCAGCUUUAUGAUAUCGUCCUUCAACCCCGUCAUCUGCUCCGCCGUUAACUGGAAGCAGCCUAACUAUGCGGUAUUCUUCAGCACGUACUGUGGAUAUAACAAGGGGCGGGCGAUAGCGUAUCGAUCGACAGAGGGAUCGACAAUGGUUGGCUUGAAGCGCAAGGAACCCAUUGACCCCGAGUCGCUCCCCUCGCCCAAGCAUGGAUCUGCAGCAGCGCCAUUCCCUAGUCUGACAGCCUCAAUCAGUGUAUCGUCUGUGACAUCUCCUACAACAUCCAGUGGAGCAGGAUCUCCGUUGUUGGCGAGAUCGUCGGCAGUCUCAGUGACAACGAGCGCGAGUGAUCCCGAGUUCCAUGAGGACGACAAGCGGUGCACAUCGAUCAAGGAGGCUGUCAAGUUUGCCCGUAGCAACAACCUUCUCGGAGUCAUCUGCGAAGCUACACCCCUGAUCCAAGUGCCUAGUCUUAUUACACAUAUCAAGGAGUCAGGAUUGAUCCUGUCUAGUUUUGGAGUUGGUAACAAGGAUCCGGCGCAGGUGCAGAUCCAGAAGAGCCACGGGGUGGAUGCGUUUAUGGUGAUGGAGAAUAGCCACUCAACAUCAACGACGACGACGAGUGGCGGUGGGUCAGUGUACAUAGGAAGCAUACCCGAUGCGGAGGAGGGUGUUUUGCGGUAUCAGAACGGAGUCGAUUCGGGAUCCUUCUCUCUUUAA
This is a messenger RNA of Linnemannia hyalina, 3720 nucleotides long. The record is from the annotation of a GenBank genome assembly. NCBI's taxonomy places the organism in Eukaryota, Fungi, Mortierellomycota, Mortierellomycetes, Mortierellales, Mortierellaceae.